CUUUCGUUUGGCUCACUUCAGUGUAAGGGCGGGACUAAGCGACGCUUCGGAAAACAGCGGAAGAAAAUGGCGGCCGUGGCUGCAGAGCCAGCGGCUGCGGUGGUUCCAACAACGGCGUCAGCGGAGGAGGACUCGCCGCAACCGGGUCCCAGUGGGUCGGAACGUCCACGGAGCGAUUGGGACAGCGAUGGAUCGCUGGGGCCGGCUGCGGACCAGGUGGGUCCACGUGUGGAGGACGGUUGUGAGGGAGAGGAGCGCCGCCAUGUCAGGCCGGAGUUCGCGGCGGGAAAAGCUCGGCCCGAACCCGAAGAACUGCUGAUCAAAGCGCCGCUGGACCGGGUCGGACCCGCCCCGGAGCCGGAGGUCGGUGGGAGCGUGUACCGCAGCAUCCUGGAGGACCCGCAGCCCCCCGCGGUCUUCCUGCACUCCUUCCCGGAGGCGCCGCGGGUCUCCGAGGCCGGACUGUCGCUGGCGGAACCAGCGGUACCGACCACGGAGCGGCCCGACACCGAGGACCGAGACGCUGGCUACACGGCUCUGGUCCAGCCGGAGCUUAGACCCGACCUUCAGGCAGACGGGACUCUUGCCCGGCUGUCGGUUCCGAACAGCCGUGACGCAGAGGGGGGGCGCGGAGAACCUGCUUCCAGCCAGCUGCCGGGGCGGGCAGAGACCGACUCCUCCCCUGACACGAGUCCGCCCGAAGAGGGCCUGCCCCAUCCCUUGUCGGCCAUCGUCGCUCCGGGACUCGGCUCCGUGGAAGAACUGAGUCCCGGGACCGAGGUCCGGGUCUCUCUGGACCACGUCAUCGACGACGCGCUGGUGGUUUCUUUCCGGCUGGGAAAUAAGGUUUUCUCCGGAGUGCUGAUGGAUAUUUCCAAAAGGUUUGGACCGUAUGGGAUUCCCAUCACAGUGUUUCCCAGGCGGGACUACAGGGAACAGGCUCAACCGUCUAUGCAGUCACAGAAUGAAGUAGAUACAAAGCAGGAAGAUGUCACCUUAAACCUUCUGUCUCCACCCCUACCUCCUCACUCCUGGGCUUCAAAACCUCCACCACUGUUCCAGGAGGGUGCACCAUACCCCCCUCCUUUGUUCAUCAGGGACAGCUACAACCAGGCCUUACCUCAGCCACCGCCACGAAAGAUCAAAAGGCCAAAGCGUCGCUACCGCUGUGAAGAGCCAACGUCCAUUAUGAAUGCCAUCAAGCUUCGUCCUCGUCAAGUGCUUUGUGACAAAUGCAAAGGUGUGGUAGGGACAAGUGUGUAUCGGGACGCCCGGCGGGGAUCAUGUGACCUGCGGAGUGAGGAAACACCACGCAGGCGGAGAUUAGCAGAAGGACCAAUGUCGUCUGAAGUCAAAAGGCUGAGGAACGACCAUGACAAGGCAGGUCGAAGCGCAACGGACAGACGCUCAUCAUCAGGAAUACGUGUGUCGGCCGCAUCACAGCCGUCCUCUCACCGUGUCCUGAGAGGUGUCUUGUCCUCGUCGACAUCCUCAUCACCUUCAUCUGGCCGGAUGUGUCUGAAGCUGAACUCUAAAAAGGUUCUGGCCAAAGGUUCUUGCAUGGAUAAUACCAAAGCACGACAGGUUCUGAAGAAACUGGCCAGAGGCUCACAACCACUUCCACAUCACCAGCCCAAACACCCAACCCAGAACCAGAAUCUCACAAAGGCUGUAACCCGAGCCGCUGCUUUGAAGAACCACACCCAGAAAGUCCACUUCACCCGACGCCUACUGCAUCUUGGCACGGUCUCCGUGACCUCAACCGCCCCUACUGCGCUUCCACCAAGGACACGCCUGAAGCCCCAAAGGUAUCGUACCGAUGACAGUCAGACAGCCUGCUCCCUGUCCCCUUGCAAGCAGAGCCAGACAACAUGCUCCUCCUCCCCUGCUGCCAAACAGAGUGCCCACUCAUUGCACCCAAAGCCUGCUGAAAACUCCACCCAGACCUUGUCCCAUUCUGCAACGACUCCUUCCUCCUCAUGUGCAGCUACUGUUGCCAUGGAAAUGCAGGCCCUCUGCCCUGCUGCUGUUGAACAUGGAGAGGAGGAGGGGCCUGAGCAGGAACAGAAACAGUGUGUAAGUGAUGGACAGUUGAUGGACCCUCUUUCCUCCUCUUCAGACUCCUCCCAUUCAGAGUGCAGCUCCACAGAGACCUUUGACCUCCCUCCGCCUGGGGACUUUCCUCUUCCACCCUCCUCUUCCUCCCCUGUUCCCCACUCUGCUCCCCCUUCCUCCUCGUCUACAGUGCGUCACUGUACCUCCUCUUCUUUGUCAGCUAGUCCCUCUCCUAAAACGGCGGGUGAGGAGACGCAGGCUGCCACCCCACGGGACAAGGAUGAUGGAGGUGAACUAAAGAGGCGUCGAAAGUCUUCCACAUCUUCUUCCUCUUCCUCCUCCUCUUCCUCCUCCUCUUCUUCUGUCUUCUCCAAGUCAGUGUCAAAGUGCUCUGCCCCUGAUGGCCGGGUGGUGUGUGUGGGGGACAUUGUGUGGGCUAAGAUCUACGGCUUCCCCUGGUGGCCGGCACGUGUGCUGAACAUCACUCUGUCACGCCGCGGUGACACGGGCAUGGCAGUGCGGCAGGAGGCACGUGUCUCUUGGUUUGGCUCUCCCACCACCUCGUUCCUGCCGCUUGUCCAGCUUUCACCCUUCUUGGAGAGCUUCCAGUCUCGCUUCGACAGGAAGAGGAAGGGCCCAUACCGUCGUGCCAUUGCUGAGGCUGCCAGCGCUGCCAAGCAGCUCACACCUGAGGUGCGAGCGUUGCUCACACAGUUUGAGACGUAGCAUGUGAGUCUGUGCGCUCAGGUUUGUCUCUGGCACUGCCAACAGUUCCCGCCCACCUCUGACCCCAACCCCGACUACAGGGAGGAGGCGCUAGGCCCUCCCUCUUGUCAGACUGAGUCCUGUCUGUCUGUCAGGUGGCCGCUGGAUACGGACGGAUGCAUGUUUGAUGGAGGGCGGAGGGGGCGGAGCUUCCUGUAAGUGUUUGCAAGAGUGUUAAUGUCACUGGUGAUUGGAGGGCGGGAUUCCAUCAGCAACACUAUCUGCUGAUUCCCUGCAUCUUCAUACAAAUGCAAUCAUGCAUGUAAAUAUAUUUUCUUGAAAUCUGCUGACGAGCCGCCACGUCCUCCACUAACGUUUAACGACAACACUUCUGAACACGUGCAGGCAUUUGAAUUCUGUCUGCUGAGAACAAACUGAGGCUGGGGGUCCCAGAAGGUGUCACCAGUGAGUCCGUAUCCAGUUCUAGCACCUUCUGCAUGUUCAGGUUCCAUGUCUUUGGUUUGUUGUCGUGAGCGCAGCUUGUUUGGAAUAAUGUCAAGCAUUUGAAGGGUUGAUGCAGUCCAGUCCAACAUGAGUGUGUAACAUUUCCAUAGCAGCGUGUGCUACCCCCCCCCCCACCCGCACCUCAGUCAUGUAUAUUAAGUUUAUUUAAGCCUCAGUUUUUAAUUGUCACAUCAUCUGAUUGCUAUGCAGUUAAUCACAUCUCAGUCGUAAUUGUGACAUUGGUUUAAAAAAGUGUGUUUCAGUAAGAAUCGUCUUUGUGCAGUGCUUGCCGCGCUGUGGUCUAAGUGCACAGUGCUCUUAUAAUGCAAACUUUUCCUUCCAUUAGGAGAGGUGAUGGCUUAGUGGUUAAGCGUUGGGCUUCAGACCAGUGGAUCCUCAGUUCAAAACCCAGCCAGACCGGAAAUUCGCUAAGAGCCCCCUGGGCAAGGUCCUUAGUCCUCUAGUUGCUCCAGGUGCGUAGUGAGUGCCGUGCAUGGCAACACACUGACAUCAUUAAAAAGUGCUAUAUAAAUGCAGUCCAUUUAGAGUUCCAUUGGGACGCCGUGUCUGGGGAAGGAGACAAAGUGACAAGCUGCCUUUCAUUUUCAAUUAUAGCGUGCGUUUUGCAACACCAAGACAACAGUCGCUAUGCUGCCAGGUAGGCAGGGCUAAAAUAGUCCGUUUUCUGCAAAUACUGAGUGACAAGACAUGGCGAUGUCAGCUGGUAGCUCGCUUGAGCAAAAUGAUCCAACAUGACGAAAUACCUGCCAAACAGCAGUAUUUCUGUAAAGCGCUAAUCUCUUCGCCAUUUUUCCUCAUAUUUUGUAAAAAAGUCUUAAUCCAAAAACUCCAUUUUUGUAACCAGGUCACACCUCUGAAGUGAUUUAAAGAACUCGUACAGAGAUGGUAGCAUGCUAACUCAAGCUAGAGGAGCGUCACUGUGAAAGAUGUUAGAAACAAAUCAAGUGGGCUCUGGUUCCAUUCAGCGGUCGAGCCCAUGGUGACAGUGGCACCUUUACACAGUGCCACCUAAUGUUAAACAUCCUAAUCCAUUAGGAAAAAAUUAUUCAGGAAGAGUUUCAAAGAUCUGAAAAAGUAAUCAGUCCAGAUUUAAAGAUGAUUAUUAAAGUCAGUUUUGAUGUAGUUUUUGUUAAAUAUUUCAGUAACCAUUUAGAAAUGAGAAUUUUACAGCACAACGGACAGUUUGUCUUGUCGCAGCCUGAGGCAUGAAAUUCUGCCUCCAGACAGAUUUACUGAACAGCGCUACAGUGUUUCCAUUUCCUCCUGAUUGAUGACUGUCUGCACACAUUUUGAUUUCUGUUAAUAAUUACUUCUGGGCUCUGAACAUCCAGGCGCCAGACAUUAAAAAGCAACAAAACAUACACCACAAGAACGUCUGGUUGGUUUGUUUCAACUUCAUUAUCUCCGUCAAUGUCUGUGAGCAGCUGGUAGCCCGCAAUUUUUCAUAUAUUGUUAUGAAAUUUUGAAAGAGGAUUCAUACCUUGAUAAGCAAGAACAUAUUCAAUUUUCAAGGUAAAAUGGUAAAUGGACUGCAUUUAUAUAGCGCUUUACCAUCCGCAUCAGACGCUCAAAGCGCUUUACAAUAAUGCCUCACAUUCACCCUGAUGGCAGGGUGUUG
Molecule: messenger RNA, 4903 nt
Organism: Thalassophryne amazonica
Lineage: Eukaryota; Metazoa; Chordata; Actinopteri; Batrachoidiformes; Batrachoididae
Gene: pwwp2a
Product: PWWP domain containing 2A
Exons: 2
Coding region: 67-2781 (904 amino acids)
Cellular component (GO): nucleus
Molecular function (GO): histone binding; chromatin binding
Source: RefSeq, a predicted model, not a curated record